Messenger RNA from Coregonus sp. 'balchen', 2598 nucleotides. Lineage: Eukaryota; Metazoa; Chordata; Actinopteri; Salmoniformes; Salmonidae. The record is from the annotation of a GenBank genome assembly.
AUGGCGGAGUUCGGUAACGGAAUGGACUCGGGGAUGACGGAGGAAUCCCUGCUGGACUCAGACCCAGGGCACCCAGAACUAGAAGACCCGGGUGUUGGCGAUGAGGAACCGGGAUUAGAGGAGGGAGAGGCCGCGAUCGAGGACCCGGUAAGUGAAGAACAUAGUUUAUGCCCAAAACCUCACUCAAAUUGAGAUAAUACAUGUGUAUUGUACAAUAGAGAUUGCGGGUGUAAAUACGUUAUUUUAAGCUGCAAUCAGCUAUAUUAUUAUUCCCCGUGGUGUGUCAUUUAUCUCCUGGUCGAUAACCGACAUUGUGGCUUAGUACAAAUGGGUGGUGACAUGCGUGAUUUUGGCGGCCAUGUUGGCGCAGCAGCGGUGGUAGUUUCUCUGCGCCAGUGCUGUCGACCUAGUGGGGAAAAAAAAUAUUCGUCGCAAAAAUGCAAGACGGAGAUGUCGACAGGGGCGAGGGUAGGACAGGCCGCCAUUAGCCGCGGUAUUGCGAGUCCAUCCGCAGACACGGUGAGAGCUCACGGUAAACACGCCUCCUUUAUUUUCUCAAACGCUGACAGCUGCUGAAAUGGAAGCGCUGAUGCGCAUACUGAACAUGAUCGUCAACUCCGUGAAAAUUAAGUGUUGACUAGUAAACACGCGUUGUAAUGUGCUGACUAACUAUCUAACUGUAUAUAACUAAAAUGCAAGCAAAAGGUAUGCGGCACUUGCUCUGUUGUAGUAUGGAUGAAUGGAUAUGGAUAUUUGGCCUGGAUAUAGUGGAGGGAGCCGACGAGCUAAUGUUAGUUGGGCAGUUAGCUAGCUAAUAAUUGGGAUGUUGCUGACAUGCACCUGACAUGCAAGUGUAUUCUCCCACUAAAGACAUUGAGUGACAUGCAAAACGCAAGUAUAAAAAAAAAAUAAUGUAAUUUUGACUAUUAUAAGGAGGUAUUAUCUCUUGAAAAAUUAGUGGGUUAUGGAUAUUACUGUAGUAGUGUGCAAAUAUGCGGUUUGCAAAUACUCUGAAAUUAAAGCUGUUGGCUUGCAUUUAAAUGUUAUCUACAAUUUUUCUGAUUUUAUAUGCAAGUGUGAUCGUGGUCUUUGGCAUAGAAUGUUUUCGAAAGCAAUUCUGUAAGCACGAGACUGGGGGUGCGGUAUUUUUUAGGGCUGGGCAUGCAUCCUUAGAUAUUUUCGGAAGGAGGGAAGAGACUACAGUAAAUAUGCAACAAAAUGCAGCCAGUCAUCACCGAAUCAAAUAAGCCAUGUAUUCAUGAAUUUCACUGUUUCCUCUUGAAGCCUGUCAAAGCUGUUGAAUUUGUUUAUUGAUUCUUAUGAUCAAUGGGACCAUGUAUGAUAUCCCCAAGACCUGGAAUGGAUUUCACUGCAAUGCAAAUAGUGUCAGUAGUCCAGGAUGGAUUUGGAGCAACUCCCAUUGAGCUGCAAUGCAGCAGUGUCAAGGGAGCCUGCUCUGUGAGGCUUGAAACCAAUAAGGGAUCCCACCCAACAUGACGUGUGGCACCACCGUCUUAUUGACCAUCACUGGGGCGGUGGGGUUUCUUGCGGAGCGAGAAGUCUGUGAAAUUAAUGGUGAAUAAAUGCUGCCUGUUACAAAGACCCUGAGCUGAUGGGAUGGUCAUAUGCAAGGCUGUUCCACUCAGCAGCCAGUGCAGGAACAGUGUCAGCUUAGGCUACUGAAAUGUCAAGUGUGUCAUGCGCUUGCACGGCAUGGAUGAAUAUGAUGAAUUAAUUCCUUUAGUAAAUAUUUCUUGUUUUCUUCCGAUGAUGUCUGUCAGUCCUGCGGUGUGGUGUGUGUUGUAAUUGAUGGGUAUCUGUGUAUUGAUUUUUCAGGAGCUGGAGGCGAUCAAAGCUCGGGUGCGAGAGAUGGAGGAGGAAGCGGAAAAGCUGAAGGAGUUGCAGAACGAAGUGGAGAAACAGAUGAAUCUUAGCCCUCCACCAGGUGAGUUUGUGGGAAGAAAGAGCAAUAAUGUGCCUCAGAAUGUCUCCCAAAAAUGACUGUUUGAGAAGACAGAAUGAUUGUUGUAUUUCACGGAAGUUUCCAGAGCAGCUACAAGACAGAUUAGUUAAUAUCAGACCCUUCCAAAUCUGUAUAAGUUUGUUCUGAAGUUCACCAUUUUAAAUUUCACUCCUCGUCUCAAUUUUGCUCUCUCUAGCCGGUCCCGUCAUUAUGUCCAUCGAGGAGAAAAUGGAAGCCGACGCAAGAUCUAUCUAUGUUGGAAACGUAAGGCUUCACCCCCUCUUAACCUCAGAUGGUGUUUCUAUUUGGGUUGUAUGUGGAAUUCACCUGGUUAGGCCUAUCGGGUUCAAGGUGAAUUCUAUCAUAUGAUGUGUGUAGCAAAGUUUCAAAUUGACAUCAAUGCAUGAUUUUCACACUUCUUUGAAUGCAAAAACCUAAAUUUGGUGUUUGAUUCAGUAUGCGGAAUUGACUAGCCACUCUGUGUGUGUCAGAGGUAUCUCACUGUUCUCCCUCUCGGUGGACAGGUUGAUUACGGCGCCACGGCGGAGGAGCUAGAAGCUCACUUCCAUGGUUGCGGCUCAGUCAACAGAGUCACCAUCCUGUGUGACAAGUUCACAGGGCAUCCCAAAGGGUAA